This is a messenger RNA of Heterostelium album PN500, 1251 nucleotides long. RefSeq names its product UBX domain-containing protein. Gene Ontology annotation, cellular component: nucleus; cytosol. The record is from RefSeq and is a predicted model, not a curated record. The transcript is spliced from 2 exons. Gene Ontology annotation, biological process: Golgi organization; membrane fusion; nuclear membrane reassembly. Gene Ontology annotation, molecular function: ubiquitin binding. Bases 1 to 1251 code for a protein of 416 amino acids. NCBI's taxonomy places the organism in Eukaryota, Evosea, Eumycetozoa, Acytosteliales, Acytosteliaceae.
AUGGCAGAUAAAGAACAAUUAAAAAGUCAAUUUAAAUCGAUUACAAAUGCAGAUGAUCAUGUUUGUCAAUUCUAUCUUGAGAGUCAUGAUUGGAAUUUAGAUAGUGCAACACUUUCAUAUUUUGAAGAUCAACCAGAAGGUGGAGGAAGUGGUGGAGUGUCACAACCACAACAACAAUCAAGACAACCUUAUAUCGAAGAGGAGGAAGAAGAGGAUGAUGAACCAUUUAGACCAAGAGGUGUAAUGGCAAAUCAACCACCACCAUCAUCAUCAUCUGGAUCAACAAAGAAAACAUCUGGUGCACCAGCAAGAGGAGGUGUUAGAACUCUCUCGGAUUUCAAUAGCGAUGAUCACAGUGACCACGACGAUGACGACGAAGACGAUAAGACACAGAACUACUUUACCGGUGGUGAAAAGUCGGGUCUGAUGGUUCAAUCCGGUCCGAAACCAAAGAAGUCCGGUGACAAGGGUGUCGUUGACGAUGUAUUUGAUAGCGCCAAGAAGCAAGGCGCCAAACCGGCAGCCGAACGCAAACCCAACAAGCCAGAGUCAUUCGAUAGCGUCGGAUACAUGCUCGGUAACACACAGGCUGGUCAGACCGUCCAGUCGAAGCCGCCCGCCAAGAACCCUGACGACCAAACCGUUGAGGUGAAAAUCACAUUCUGGCAGCAGGGAUUCACCAUUGACGAUGGUCCACUCCGAGGAUUCGACCGACCAGAGAACCGUGAGUUCCUCAUGGACAUCCAGCGUGGAGUGAUCCCACGUGAACUCGAAGCGAAUGCGCCACCCGGCGGACUCUCGAUCGUCUUGUUGGACAACCGUCAAAAGGAUUACGUCGAGCCUGCCAAACCCAGAUACGUUGCAUUCUCUGGCAGUGGACAAGCAUUAGGAUCGACACCAUCUUCAACAUCAACAACAACAACAACUAGCUCGACUUCUUCUUCUUCUUCAAGCAGACCAACAACAACAACUGCCACCACCACUACUACAGCACCAACAGUUGAAAUAGAUAGAUCACAACCAACUACAGUAAUACAAAUACGUAUGGCAGAUGGAUCGAGACAACAAGCGACUUUCAAUGAAACACAUACACUUCAACAAUUGAUCAACUAUAUCAAUGCUAUCAAUAACAAUACAAGACCAUUCGAUUUACUCUCUGGAUUCCCAAUGAAACCAAUACCAAUCAACCCAUCACAAUCCUUAAAAGAUGCAGGUCUAUUAGGUGCAUUAAUUCAACAGAAAUUUAAAUAA